Stereum hirsutum FP-91666 SS1 is the source of this 3324-nucleotide messenger RNA. RefSeq lists its product as uncharacterized. Gene Ontology annotation, biological process: copper ion import; iron ion transport; intracellular iron ion homeostasis. Gene Ontology annotation, molecular function: ferric-chelate reductase activity. Gene Ontology annotation, cellular component: plasma membrane. The record is from RefSeq and is a predicted model, not a curated record. The coding region runs from base 4 to 2985 and encodes 993 amino acids. NCBI's taxonomy places the organism in Eukaryota, Fungi, Basidiomycota, Agaricomycetes, Russulales, Stereaceae. The transcript has 4 exons.
CUCAUGGCCACCACUGCAUCAUCCACGCUCUCUUCAUUAACUCCAAAUCCUACCACCCCUGUCGUCGCCGAUGACCUCGAAUGGAUCACCGCUUACCUCAUCAUACAUAGGCUCAGCUAUCCCAGCUGGAGGUAUGCCUACAUCUUCUGGGUACUCGUCGGUCUCGUCGCCAUUGGCUUUGGUGUGUGCCAUAUGCUCGGACUAAGAGGAGGCCUCCUCGGUGCAUACUGGAGUAAGUGGGCGUUGAGACGCCGGACGUGGAGGAAGAAACACUCCCUAGCCCUCGCCACAAAGCGCGGAGUCCCCCACAAGCAGCCCAUACCUCUCCCUUCCAACGCGCAGAUUCUAUGUCUCUGCGUAGUCACUAUCGUCACCAUCGUCCUAUCAUUCGUCGGUCCGGACUACGUCACUCCAGCCAACAAGCUCUGGGAAUUCAAACGAGACGCCACUUCCGACUUCUCAGUGCUGCGCAGGAGCGCUACUGAUAUCUAUCUCACAUACCAACCUCAGUAUACCAUCAACAAGUCUUGGUGGACCAUGGGUGGCAGGACAGGUCUCAUCGCAUUCGCUCUCUUACCUCUCGUCGUUCUUUUUGCUCUCAAGGCACCACCAUUCGCUGUCUUUUCCCUUCCCUUCGUUACCAACAUGCAUUUCGACAAACUCAUGUGGCUCCACCGGUGGAUUGGCCGACUCGCAUGGUUCGUGACCGCCCUGCACGUUCUUUUCUGGAGCCUCCAAUUAGCGCAGGACAAGAGACCGGAAACGAACCAAAUCGCGUACGUCUUUGCCUGGCAAUAUCCCAACUUCAUUUACGCCUGGACGGCCUUCGUCCUCAUGACCCUCCUUGUCAUCCUCUCCAUCCGGCCCAUACGCGACAGGUACUACGAAACCUUUUACUGGCUCCACCUCCUUCUUGUUCCCUCUUUUAUCAUCAUGUCUGCCCUUCAUCAUCCGCCGCUGUGGUGGUGGUGCUGGGCAGCACUUGGGAUCUGGAUGGGUGAAAGACUCUGGCGCUUUACGCGCUGGCUCUACACCAACGGCUUCGUCGGAGGCAACCCUCCGUCACUCCCCGCCACACCUGCUCAAGGCAAACCAGCUCAUAACCAGAAAGAGUCAUGGGAGAUGUACAAAGUCGACGCAGAAGGCCAUCUAGCCCGUCCUCACGAUAACCCGUUUGAAGCCGAUAGCCGCACUGCCUCACCAUACCAUUCUCACGCCGGAUCGUUGACUUCCCUCCGCCUCCUUAUGCCCUCUUCGCUAUCUCCGUCGAGCUACAUUCCGCCGCCCGGUUAUGCCCACGUCGAACUUCUGGCCGGCCGUACCAUUCGUGUCCGCAUCGUUACCUCAGGUUACCUGUCUUGGGCGCCUGGCCAACAUUUCCUUCUCUCCAUGCCCUCUAUCUCGAGGUUCAAUUCCCAUCCCUUCACUGUGGCCUCGAUAUCCGACGACCAGACGACGACGGACGACGGCCGUGUCAUACUGUUUUUGAUUCGAGCGAAAGCCGGAUGGACGAAGGAUCUCUGGGACACCGUCGUGAAACUCAACGCUACGAACAAGAAGCACCCACGAAACGAAGUACACCGCGGGACGCCCCUUCCUUCCAUAGGUGUUUUAAUGCGGGCAUGGGUAGAUGGACCGUUUGGAUCCUCCGCUCGAACGAACUGGGGUACUUUCUCCAGCGUUUUGAUCGUAUCGGGAGGUUCUGGAGUGAGCUUCGGCUUGUCCGUGCUGGAGUACCUCUGUCUUUGCAUGGCCGGGCGAGACGGCAAAUACCUCGGCGGUAACACUGGUUGGGGCAAGACGCCUACGCGGACGGAAAGGAUCAGGUUUGUCUGGAUGCUUCGUGAAUUCUCGCAUGUGCAAUGGUGCGCAAGCGUGCUUCGUCGUUGUAUGGCCCUUCUCUCUCCGGAACAUCUUCAAGUCGAAGUUUUUGUCACAAACUUCAAACCACCAGAUCCCCGACACCUCACCACUCCUUCGCCAUUAUUCACACCCAUCACGCCUAGCGACUCUGCGGGGCUUUCUCCCCCAAUCCCUAAGUUCUCCAAGGGCGGCAAAUCAGGUCGUCGGAACAGCAUCGAUGCAUCCAACAGCGAUGCCGAUGAGCCAGACGCGACCGAAGAUGCCGUCGAAGCCUACGUCGAUCUCAGCUACUAUCACGAGUACAUCGAAGGUCAAGACAUGGGCUCGGCAGAGGACGACCAACACGUUCUCGAUUUCACCAACUUCGACGGAGACGUCGACGAGCGUUUACCGGGAGAGACGUCAAUGAACCUUACGGUACGGAAAGAGGGCCGAAAACGACGAGCGCUGUCUCGGCGAAAGUCGCAGCUGUUCCCUGGUGGCACGGUGCCAUCGCCUUUUAGAAACUCGUUUACGCCAGACGACCCUUCCUCCUCCUUCUCGCCUACUCACAUCGGGAAGAGAUCCGAUAGCUCAGAGGCUACUCUCCGCCCACCGUCCCAUCUUAAUCCGAACAGUAUGACACUACCCAAACACACUUCGGUGUCAUUCGAUGUCCCACCUUCUCCGCGCGGUCAUCCCCAAGCCGCCUCAGAAAUAUCACUGCUGUCUCCACGUUCCGGCGCGACGAGUCCAGGUCCAGGUCGACCUCAGCUUGCGAUCCAACCCGAUUGGGAUGCGAGGUCGUUGACGUCGGAUGCGGGCAGCGUACACGCGCUCAUGGGUCUUCAUGUCGGAGAGGGAGCGAACGGACAGCAGGUGAAGCUGCAGGUCGAGGAUGGGGAGCUGGAGGAUAUCAGUAUCUUGGCAGAGUUUGUGCGGCCUGGACGACCGAGGCUGGAUAUGAUUCUCAAGGACGAGGUGAAGAAGGCUAAGGGUGCUAUGGCUGUCGCAGUGUGCGGGCCAACAACUCUCAAUGCGGUGAUGCGGAAGUGCGUGGCUGCUCAGAUCGAUCCUGACCGAAUACGGAAGGGAGAUAUGGGCGGGUCUAUUACGUUUGUUUCGGAGGAGUUUGGCUAUUAGUAUUGAUCAUUUUUCUACCAUGCACAUCACCGCGCUUUCAUUACCCUUGUCUUGUCGUUCUCCCCCUUGUCCCUCCCCGUCCCUCCGUCCGUUGUUCCCUUGCACCUUCCAAUCUCAUGGAUUCACCUGUCUUUCCUUCUUGAGCUACCGGACUAUGGCACGACGACGGACCGUUGAUAGUUUACAUAUAGAUAUCCUCGUAGUCUAAGUAGUGACAUACUAUCUGCCUUACAGCUGUAUCAGUAUAUUGACCUUUUUUUGCACUGUUUCUAAUAGGUACAUACAUCAGAGCUACUUAUAUGGACUCGACCCACGCAUACCCUCUUUCCUUUUUAUCAG